Peromyscus maniculatus bairdii (prairie deer mouse) is the source of this 3102-nucleotide messenger RNA. Lineage: Eukaryota; Metazoa; Chordata; Mammalia; Rodentia; Cricetidae. The record is from RefSeq and is a predicted model, not a curated record.
AUGGAAAAGGAGAAGAAGGUGGAGCAAUGGAAGGAAAAGUUCUUUGAGGACUACUAUGGACAGAAAUUGGGUUUGACCAAAGAAGAAUCACUGCAGCAGAAAGUGGGCCAGGAGGAGGCCAAAGCCAAGAAUCGUCAGUCCUUUCGUAACACAAUUGAAAGUGUUCACACCGAAAAGCCACAGCCCACUAAAGAGGAGCCCAAAGUCCCGCCCAUCCGGAUUCAACUUUCACGUAUCAAACCACCCUGGGUGGCUAAAGGUCGGCCCACUUACCAGAUAUGCCCCCGGAUUGUCCCCAUCACGGAGUCCUCCUGCCGGGGUUGGACUGGUGCCAGGACCCUCGCAGACAUUAAAGCCCGUGCUUUGCAGGCCCGAGGGGCGAGAGGCCACCACUGCCAUCGAGAGGCGGCAACCACUGCCAUCGGAGGGGGGGGUGGCAGUGGGGUCAUCGAUGAGGGAGGUGGCAGAGGCUGCGGCAGUGGUGAUGGUGGUGAGGCCAGGGGAGCCCCAAGCACCUCUGGAGAGAGUGCGUCAGAUCUACAGCGAACACAACUACUGCCGCCUUGUCCUCUGAAUGAAGAGCACACUCCAGCUGAAGCUGCCUUGCCCAGAGCCAGAGUAGAGGACGUGGCUUCUCUCAGAAAGGAGAGCUGCCUAUCACGGAGGGUCCCAGGUGUGCUUACAAGUGGGCUGGAAGAUGCCUCCCAACCCCCUAUUGCUCCCACUGGAGACCAGCCAUGCCAGGCUUUGCCACCACUGUCCUCCCAAACUCCGGUGGCUGAGAAGUUAGAGCAGCCUAAGUUGCUUCUAGAUGGUAGAACUGAGUGUGAGUCUGGUAAUACUUCCUGGGAGAGGGGUAGUGAGGAUCAAGGAUCCACUGUCCCCUCAGAGAAUGGUUCUGAACAGUCUCCAGUGGGAGAUGUAUUAGGAGGAGUAAAUGACCAGGCCUUUGAUGAUAAUCCCAGGGUAAAAGAGCUUGUAAAUGUGACACCUGCUUUUAGAUCUGAAUUGUCAUUGGCUAAGUACCUACAAGAUGAAUCUGCUGAUGAUGGAUUAGGACUUGGUGACACAGGCCCCCUCAAAAGGGAAAGUGAUAGACAAGAAUCUUUGAAUACUGAAGCUUUUGGAUCUGGUGGUGCUGCCUCCUGGGUACCCAUUCUGUCAAAUUAUGAGGUAGUGAAAGAGUCUGAGCCAGAAACCAGAGAAAAUGCACCAUUUCUGGAGCCCAGGGAUGAAGAGAAGUGGGAGAGAGCUAUUCCCCUCAUUGCUGCCAUGCCUGGGGAGUUGGUAGCCGCGGGUGUGCCCCACUCUGAGAGCUGCGCUUCACUCUGGACAGCACCUCCUCCUGGAACCAUGGACAGCGCUUGCAGUGAUGGUGAGCAGGUGGGCCUUGAAAGACUGGAGAUGAAAGGCAUAUCUGAAACUCCAAGUCCUCACCGCGAGUCCACAGAUAUAGCCUCUGACUCUGAAGGCCACCUCACUGAGGACGGCAGUGAAGUGGAUGCAAGUGAAGCCACAGAGGCAAAGGAGUUGUUAGUGGACAGGAGUGAAAAGCAGGACUGGGCCCCAUCCUCCUCACUGUCCAAGGUGAGCAGGAACCCAAGUGUGCUUACAAGGACAGAAGGGAUAGCGGCUUCUCAGAGCUGGGUCUCUAGAGUAUGUGCAGUCCCACCCAAGAUCUCGGACUCCCUGCUGCUCUCCAGUACUGACUGCCAGCCCAGGUCUGUGUGCCCACCUAAGCCUGGUUCUUCUUCGGUGGAGGUUACCAACCCUCUUAUGAUGCACCUGCUGCACGGUAACUUGCCUCUGGAGAAGGUUCUUCCUCCAGGUCACAGAGGCAGCAAGCCAGAAUCCCCACAGCUGCCAUUUAGAGACCAGAGCCAGGAUAGAGGUACUGUACAAGGUACUGGGGAAGACAAUCACCUAGUUGCCAGAAGUAGCCCUGGUUCUGCACUAGCUUUGAAGGAGUCUCUUCUGGCCCAGAGCUAUGCAGCAAGCACUGGUCUUGGCAGGGCAAAGGCCUCCCAGGCUCCUGGAAUGCCCCAGAAGAUUGCAUCGAUGGUUCCAAGUUUAGACUCCCAGCAUCCAGUGACAGAACUGACACCUUCCUCUGGCAGCCUGGAAGAAAUAGAUUCCAAAGAGCAUUUCUCUUCCUUCCUUUGUGAAGAGCAGAAAGAAGCCCAUUCCCAGUCCCAAGGCAGUGAUCCAGGUACUGCCUCAGGCCAGUGUCCAGGAGAUCACACUACCUCCGAAGUGCCAUGUUUCUCCUCUGCAAAUGUGAGCCUCUCCUUUGGUCCUGAGCAGACAGAUAGGACCCUGGGUGAUCAGAACAAUGCUGGUAGUCAAGAGAAGAAACUAUUUGGUCCUAGGAAUACGAUCCCCAUCCUUCAGUGCCCCAGGUCUGGAGAGCAGACACCACUACCUGCUGAGGUCCCUCCAGUUUUUCCCAGUCGGAAGAUAGAACCAAGCAAAAACUCGGUAUCUGAUGGUGUGCAGACCGCAAGGGAAGACUGGACGCCAAAGCCAUCACCUGGCUCUGCUGGUGGCAACAAGACAGAGCAGACGUUCUCGAGGGGUCCACUUAAGGCAGAUGCAGAGAAUAGAAAAGCUGCAGGGUGUAGUCCUCUGGAACUAGUGGGUCACUUGCAAGGGAUGCCUUUUGUUGUGGACCUGCCUUUCUGGAAAUUACCCAGAGAGCCAGGGAAAGGGCUAAGUCAGCCCCUGGAGCCUUCUUCCAUUCCCUCCCAACUCAACAUCAAGCAGGCUUUGUAUGGGAAGUUUUCUAAACUACAGCUGAGUCCCACCAGCUUUAAUUACUCCUCCAGCUCUGCCACCUUUCCCAAAGGCCUUGCUGGAAGUGUGGUGCAGCUGAGCCACAAAGCCAGCUUUGGUGCAGGCCACACUGCAUCACUCUCCCUGCAAAUGUUCACUGACAGCAGUGCGGUGGAAAGCAUCUCUCUCCAGUGUGCAUGCAGCCUGAAAGCCAUGAUCAUGUGCCAAGGCUGUGGAGCAUUCUUCCAUGAUGACUGCAUUGGACCCUCAAAGCUCUGUGUAUUGUGCCUUGUGGUGAGAUAAUAAAUUAUGGCCAUUGGAAACAUUGUA